ACCGCCGCCGUGAGCGCGCUUCCAUCUCUGUCAUCGGUAAAACAUCAGCAUCUUCCGGGGAGGUGGGGGGGGCGCGCGCAGAAAAACGGGAGGAGGACGGAGAGGAAGAGGAGACAUUCUGGAUUUUUUUUUUUUUUAAUCUUUCUGAUCAUUAUGAUGAUGAUGAUGAUGGAGUCCAGGCGGAGGAGGACGUCGGAUUCACACGGAAGGACUGUUGAGAUUUGACACGCGGACUCGUGUUUGGAAAGCCACUCUCCAUUUUCUUUCUUUCCCCACCACCACCACCACCACCACCCUUCACUUCUCUGCGUCUCGUGCUGCGUGGACAUUGAAGGCGAGCGGAGGAAGAGGAGCACCCCACGGAUGCCUCGGAAGGUAAAAACGGGGUGGUUCAUCUCACGGAUGGGAGUAAAGGACAAGAAGCUUUGAGCUGAUGGAUGAGGAUGACAAACAGCUUUAGCCCCCCUCCACCUGACGACUGUGAAAGGAAGAAGAAGAAGAAGAAAAGAAAUUUUGAUGGAUUUUCUUCAUCGUUUCUGGUGUAGCCCCCAGGAAAGCAGCCUGACAGCAAUGUUGAAUCACUGUUGCUAAAUUAUUCAUCAGAGGCUUUAGAUGGCUUUAAUGUAGCACUCCCUAUUAAAUCAUUUUAUAUACAUAUAUAUAUAUAUAUACACACAUAUAUAUAUAUAUAUAAUGUAUGGUCUUAUGAGGUCACAUACCCAUUUUCAGGUUUAUCCUUUGAUGUUUUUAGGCACAUUUAAUAGUCUUUAACAGAAGCGGGGGGAUCGUAGCGCAGAUCUGGAUACUGAGGUGUGUCGAGCUGUGUGUGUUUUUUUUUUUAAUUGGCAUAGAGGUAAAGAGCAGGGGUGUCUAACACAGCUAUAAAAAAAAAUAGACUAAACAUGUUGCCUUCCCAAGAAGCCUCCAAGAUCUACCAUGACAAUUACAUGCGCAACUCCCGUGCCAUCGGGGUGCUGUGGGCCAUCUUCACCAUCUGCUUCGCCAUCGUCAACGUGGUGGUCUUCAUCCAGCCCUACUGGAUCGGAGACAGCGUGAAGACCACGCAGACCGGCUACUUCGGCCUCUUCCACUACUGCGUGAGCAAGGAGCCGGGGGCGGGCAGCCGGGAGCUGUACUGCGCCGGCAGCUUCUCCGACUUCAGCUCCAUCCCGUCCGGAGCCUUCAAGGCGGCCUCGGUGUUCGUGCUGCUGUCCAUGGUGCUGAUCCUCAGCUGCAUCGCGUGCAUGGCGCUCUUCUUCUUCUGCAACACCUCCACCGUUUACAAGACCUGUGCCUGGAUGCAGCUGCUGUGCGGAGUGUGCCUGGUGCUGGGCUGCAUGAUCUUCCCUGACGGAUGGGACGCAGAGGUGAUCCAGGACAUGUGUGGGGAGCAGUCGGGGAAAUACUCCCUGGGGAACUGCUCUGUACGCUGGGCCUACAUGCUGGCCAUCAUGGGCAUCCUGGACGCCCUCAUCCUCUCUUUUCUAGCCUUCGUCCUGGGAAACCGGCAAACAGACUUCUACCUUGAUGAUCUGCAGACAGACAACAAAGAUUUUGCCAUUUCAAGGAUUGAGGUGCGGGACAGACGAGAGCCUCGUUACGGCGUGCAGCGUCUUCACUGAGGGCAACAACGGCACUGAACAACUCUUGUCUUUGUUUUUCUCUUCUUCUCUUUCUCCCCUCUUCUAAUUUUCGUCUUAUUUCUUCUCUAACGAUCAGGAUAUCACCCAAUCUCAAUGCAGAAAUGUACAGGAUCCUGUAAGAUAAAAAAAAAAAAAAAAA
Nematolebias whitei (Rio pearlfish) is the source of this 1782-nucleotide messenger RNA. RefSeq names its product LHFPL tetraspan subfamily member 4a (gene lhfpl4a). Gene Ontology annotation, molecular function: GABA receptor binding. The record is from RefSeq and is a predicted model, not a curated record. The transcript is spliced from 4 exons. Bases 903 to 1622 code for a protein of 239 amino acids. Gene Ontology annotation, biological process: sensory perception of sound; gamma-aminobutyric acid receptor clustering. Lineage: Eukaryota; Metazoa; Chordata; Actinopteri; Cyprinodontiformes; Rivulidae. Gene Ontology annotation, cellular component: inhibitory synapse; plasma membrane; postsynaptic membrane.